CCUCAGUCGACAGCAUUGGAUAAAACAAGGAACUGCCCUUUUAUCAUUUAGACCUUUAAUAUAAGAGAGCAAGAUAAUAUUUCAACCAAAAGCAUCAUCAUAAGAACUGCUCUUGCCGGCGCUGAGAGUAUAUAACUAUUGCUCCUUGAAACGGUCACCAUGGCAACCAGACAUGAAAGACCCAAUUACACCAGAGUUUCUGCUCUGAGAAAUAUCUGUUACCGAGUCUGGAGAAACCCCUUCAGCACACGAGGUUACACAAUCCUCAGGAAUGAUGUACCUGAGCACAGAAUUGUGAUUCCAAACCACAGUGCUAACAAAAGCAGACAUUUCGGGUCUCCAAGGCUUUACCAAGGGAAUAAAAUCAUUACCACCAAAUAUACACUGCUGAACUUCAUUCCCAAAAACCUCUACGAGCAGUUUCACAGGUGUGCCAAUGUCUACUUUUUGUUUCUGGCUCUUUUGAAUUGGAUCCCUGUUGUCGAAGCAUUCCGGAAGGAUCUCACGAUGAUCCCAUUAGUUAUAGUUCUGGGCUUGGUCGCAAUUAAAGAUGCUAUUGAAGACUAUCGACGAUAUAGAUUUGACAGAGCAAUCAACCAUUUACUAACAGAUGUGUUGGACAGGACUCGAAGAGGCAGCUGCGCUAUUAAUGAGGCCGAAAACCUCUCAACACGAGGAAAUCAGCAGGCCAGUCAACUUCUCUCAGGCUUCCCCUCUCCACCAGAUGUUUCUGGACACCAUCAGUGUGUUAUGUUGGACUAACAGUGUGGUCACACAAUCAGAGAAACCAGUCUGAAGAUUUGGAAUCUAUUAGUUUUUCUCUCCCCUAUAUUGAGUGCCUAAUGACAAGUUAGCUCUCUAUAUAAUAGCCUGAGCAAGAGCUUUGAAAAUUCACUUACAGAGUCAAGGUUGGCAUGUCCACGGUUGUUCAGUAUGAGAAUGCUGGACCA
Molecule: messenger RNA, 950 nt
Organism: Chiloscyllium plagiosum (whitespotted bambooshark)
Lineage: Eukaryota; Metazoa; Chordata; Chondrichthyes; Orectolobiformes; Hemiscylliidae
Source: RefSeq, a predicted model, not a curated record